This is a messenger RNA of Amoebophrya sp. A120, 2981 nucleotides long. The record is from the annotation of a GenBank genome assembly. NCBI's taxonomy places the organism in Eukaryota, Dinophyceae, Syndiniales, Amoebophryaceae.
AGGACCACACUUUUUAGAGAUUUUCAUGGUUCCGUAGGAGCGUAGUUUAGUACAGCCCCUGCUCGGAAGAUCAGGAAUAAAUUACUCUUUCUUCUGUAGUACUCCGUCGAAAAAUUUGAAACUACACAGAAAAAGAAUCAUGUUUGGUCUCUACUUUUGGACGACACAAUCGCCCGUGCCGGAGCCACCGGUGGCAACUACUGCUCUACCUCUAGUGGCGUGGAGAUCAGUUGAGACCCUGAUAGUGUGCCUCGUAGCUGCGCGAGCGAUAAGCCGGGCGGUUCAGUUCGAAAGGAACGUCGUCUCACGGAACAAUAAGAGCAACAAUUCCAAAAAAUCAACUACGAGCACCAGCUGCACUGCCGGACUAGAAGUACUUCAAAGUAAGGAGCGUGGUCUCUGCUACUACUACCGUCGGUUCCUUCAGUUUAUCAACAUUCUGACGAAGGCUGCUUGUUUUCAGGAUCAUGUUGAUCAAGAAGACCAAGAAACCAGCUGCGCAGAAGCAGAUGAAAGAAAAAGACCCGCAAAAGAACGAACCGCAACUACUGGAGAAAUAUUAAACACGGCGCGACAUGUUGAUCAGGCGCUUGUUCAGAAGAUCGUGGUUGAAGAAGAUGAGAAGGAGCUCCAAGAUGAACGUCGACCUCAUGAACUACAAGUGGAGGACGCUUUUCCAUCAUCAUCAUCAUCCUCGUCCCAAUUAUCACAAUCCCGAACGAAAACGAAACUUCCAUCUGGCUCAACCGGGCGGAAAAUCCAACAGGAGAUGCUGGUGCGCAACCUCCAGUUUUUCGGAGAAGAAGGCCAGAAGCAGGUGCAGAACGGGUUCGCCGUCGUGGUUGGGGUUGGUGGGGUCGGGAGCCACUGUGCCAUGGCGCUGGCUCGGUCCGGCGUCGGCCGCAUCCGCAUCAUUGACUUCGACAUGGUCUCCCUGUCGAGUCUGAACCGCCACGCCUGCAGCGCCUGGGAGGACGUCGGGAAGGAGAAGGUGUUUGCGGUCAAGGACUACAUUUUAAAAGCAAACCCGUUCUGCCAAGUGGACGCCAGGCAGGCGCUGUUCAGCUUGGACCGAGCGGAAGAGCUCCUUCUGGACGAAUUUGAUGUAGUUGUUUCGGAGGACCACGGUCGUGCUAAAAAUUACAUCUCGACGUCCACCUCUCGUCCCCACGAGGACCUGCAGAACCUCAACUCUACAGCUAAGCCGGAUUUCGUUGUGGAUUGCAUUGACAAUUUGCCGACGAAAUGCGACCUGAUCCAAUUCUGCAGUCUGCACCAGAUCCCCUUGGUGGUCUCCGCAGGGAUGGCUGCGAAGGCAGACCCGACGAAGUUGCGCCUGGGCUCCUUGACGGACACGGUGGAAUGCGAGCUUGCGAAGCGGGUGCGACAGGAGCUGCGUUUGAGGAACAGUAAAGCUGUGGUCAACAUGUCUUGUUCCGUGUCGAAGGACUCUAUAUUUUGUCGUGUAGAUGAGGAUCAUGAAAUCGUCGAAUCAGCCAAGAAGAACGUCGAUGAAAAGAAUUGCGACAGUACACCAAGUACUUGUUCCGAGGAUAAUUAUCGUACGGCGGAUCAUAAACAAGCCGGACUGCUUCGAGGACCACUGGAGCAACACGAAGAUCUUGGUCCCACGACGAACGUAGGAGGCGAAGAUGGGGUAAUAUUGAAGACAGAUACAACUACUUCCGGAGCCGCCGCGUCUUCCCCCUCUCCUGUUCCUCCUGCACUCAACCACAUCGUCGACCUCGACGACAUUAUGGUCUGCUACAGCGUGGAGCGCACCGGGCGCAGUCUGAUGCCGCUGAAGGAGCACCAGACCCCGGAGAACGCCAAGGACUUUGCGCCCCUGGAAAACUUUCGGGUGCGGACGCUUCCGGUGACCGCCCCGGUCCCCGCGUGCGCCGGCUACACCCUGGCGAGCUUCGUGCUCGCGGAAUUGUCGGGCCAGCCGCUGCAGGCCGAACGGGAGCCGCUGAAAACCAAAACGUGGCGGCGGUACUUGGAAAAGGCCAAACUGAUGCUCCCCUUCGAGGCGCACUGGGUGAGCUGCGAACACGCGGAGAUUCUGCUCUACGACGUGUACAAAAGACGGGGCUGCCUGCAAGACACGAAAGGCGAGCAGUUGCAGCUCGUGCCCGUAGAUCCGGAAGUGCUAGGGCAGUGUUUGAUGAAAGUAUUAACGUUGGAAGGGAAUAAAAAAACUAGUUGUACAAGCGGGGACGCAAAAAUUCUUGCAGAAGUUGACGAGGAAGAUAAAACGUUGACAGCGGAGACCAAGAACUCAGGUACUACACCUGCGAGUUUCGUUGUGGCGGGAGAAGAUGAACACGUCGUGGCCCCUGCCACCACGGAGCAGAAGUGCGUCGAACGUGAGAAUGCUGUGCAUGCUGAAGACAGCGACCUUGAGCAUGACACGGCCUUUGACCUCUUCGAUGCGCCGAUAACGGAGGAGGAUCUUGCACCGCCCCCGAAGAAGUUCUACAGUUUCCCGGAAAAUUGGGUGCUGGUCAACAAAAACGAGGCCAUGGCGAUCGUCCGGUGGUACAAGGGGUGGAAUACUAGUAGAUCUUCGAACAAUGUUGAUGGGGACAACGCGGCCGAAAGGAAGGAAACCGUUCAACAUCCAGUCUGGAGCGGUCCGAUUCCCGAAUUCAUGAGCGAGGAGAAAAAUAUCCAACGCUUGCAGAAUUGUCUCAAUAGAGCUAGGCUAAUCCUGGGAGAUGAUCAUGAUGUUGGUCAGUAGAAGAUCCCGGUAGCGGUUUGAACAUUGAAAGUACUUUAUGUAGUCAGUCACACACAACUGCUAAGACGAACCGACUCGGACGCGGCCCGCUGACGAGUUCUAAAUAACCGCGACACGUUUUUUUUUUCUCUUUGCAACAAACAUGAUGUGGAUUCGCUAUCAAGAUCAACAUUUCUGUGCACCACGACCACAUUUUUCGCCACGACAAUCGCACGCUCACGCAAUUGCUCAUAUGAUG